Messenger RNA from Neohortaea acidophila, 3012 nucleotides. RefSeq names its product Oxysterol-binding protein-domain-containing protein. Gene Ontology annotation, biological process: exocytosis; ER to Golgi ceramide transport; endocytosis. The record is from RefSeq and is a predicted model, not a curated record. NCBI's taxonomy places the organism in Eukaryota, Fungi, Ascomycota, Dothideomycetes, Mycosphaerellales, Teratosphaeriaceae. The coding region runs from base 1 to 3012 and encodes 1003 amino acids. Gene Ontology annotation, molecular function: sterol binding. The transcript is spliced from 2 exons. Gene Ontology annotation, cellular component: intracellular membrane-bounded organelle; perinuclear endoplasmic reticulum; plasma membrane.
AUGGCGGGGAUUGAGCAGAUUGUCGUCCAUUCUAAGAGCUACAUUGUUCGAUGGGUUCAAGUCGCAGAAUAUCACACCAUCUCGUGGUCGCUACAGCCUCAGAAAAAGAGCAUCAACUUUGGCCUAUUCAAACACCCGGGCACGAAGAAUGGCCUCACACCCAACUUACCUACCUCCGACGUCCUCGAACCCCCCAUAACUCCAACCCCUGACGGCUCGCCCGAGAAACUGACGCGCCGCGGGUCUAGCCAGUCUCUCGACGUGGUGGAAAAGCUGGAAGGCAUCGGGCUGAGAUUGAUAACAUGGGCAGGCAGAUGUGGACCGGACAAAGUAUCGAUAGGAAAAUACGAUGUGCCGACUGGAGAGAGUGGCAUGUACGGGCUCGUGUUUGACAACACAUUCUCGAAGCAGACCUCGAAGACGGUCAACUUCGUGCUCAUCACCCACCCGGUCAACGUGCCGCCAAAAUCCGGACACCACUUGCAUUAUGCUCAGGCCUUCUCCGAGAGCUCGAGCAGUGUUGGCAAGAGAGCCAGCCCCAUGUUGCGGCCGCUGGGCGACUCGAAUGAGUCGCUUCCACAGACUGGAGUGCAGAGGGGCAUCCUGGAAGACCCGCGACCACGAUCGAAGAGUGGACCUGUGGAGACGCGAGGGAUUGAAGGGACCACCUUCUACACUGGAGUGCUCAACAAACGCCGGAGAAAGAAGGGCCGCGGGUACGCCAAGCGCUUCUUUUCCCUGGACUUUACGUCCUCAACCCUCUCCUACUACCAAAAUCGCCAUUCCUCUGCGCUUCGGGGCGCAGUGCCACUCUCCCUGGCGGCUGUAGGCGCGAACGAGAAGACACGAGAGUUCUCCGUUGACUCGGGUGCUGAAGUCUGGCAUCUGAAGGCGCUGAACAAGAAGGAUUUUGAGGGCUGGCGCGAUGCGCUAGAGCGAGCGUCUGCAGCCGUCGGCGCUACCUCUUUCUCUCCCUCACCCGUCAAACCUCUGCGCGGUUCUCUUCGCAUCAGUCCUCCUAAUCCAGCGGAAGACCACGAAUGGGCUCGGCUCGAGCAGCUUGUCAGCAAGGUCGCAGGCACCAGGGAUGCGGUACGAGCGUUGGCCAAAGAUACCGAUCCGAAAUAUCUCCCUGGGUCCAACGGCACUCCACUGGGUACCGUGACUUCUCGUAGCAGCAGCAAUGCUCCGAGCCCGACCUCCUACGAGCAGAGAGACUACUUUCCCGAAUCAGAGGACUUGCACAACGACAAGCGACCAUUCUGGAGACGCAGGCCAAGUGAACGACAAGCCAGCGCGGAACGAAGACCGGCCUCGACGCUAUUCAAACGAAGUGCAUCCGCGCAAUUGACUGUCCCGCCUUCCUUCGAUAGAGCGGUCCCAAUCUCGCCGCUUCCGCUGGAACUCACGCACCGGCGACCUAGCUUUAAUGCGCUCCCAAUGCCUGCGGACGUGGACGUGCAUGAGCGGUGUAUGGCGGUGUUGCAAGACUUGAACAGUGUGGUGUCUGAUUUUGCCACGCUGAUUGCAGAGAGUCGUGCGCGCAGAAUCCCCGCACCGACGACUACUGAGUCGCGCAUGUCCAUUGACUCUUUCGACGACCAGGAGUUCUUCGACGCGGAGGAUAUGCAUCACGCAACGUCCCUGCUCAAUAUCAGCAAAGCUGGAGAAGCGGAUGAAACGCACGACGAGCCUUUGUUUGGCCACGACUCGGACGCGGAAUCUGAUUCCAGCACGGAUGAUGUUGGGGAGCUGGCUAGACAAGGCACCGACUUGUCGGCGUCGAAGACGCUUUUCUCGGCUCUCCCCGACUCUCUGCCGCCCCUACCUCUUUCCCCGGUCAAACGCCGCUCUACCAUCACACCGCCCAAACAUUCCCCACCUAGCAUCAUCGGCUUCUUGCGCAAAAACGCGGGCAAAGACCUGUCGACCGUCUCCAUGCCAGUGACGGCCAACGAGCCCACCUCACUUCUGCAACGUCUAGCGGAGAGCAUGGAGUACUCACCGUUGCUCGAUGCCGCCGCAUCUACGACUUUGCAACCCGAGGAACGACUCAUGUAUGUUGCUGCGUUCGCAGUCUCGUACUUCGCGUACAACCGCGUCAAAGAGCGCGCCCUCCGGAAGCCUUUCAACCCCAUGCUGGGCGAAAGCUUCGAACUUGUCCGCGAAGAUUUGGGUUUCCGCUUCGUGGCGGAGAAGGUGUCGCACCAUCCUGUUCGCAUGGCAUGUCAAGCGGAAAGCCUUAAUAAUGGAGGCUGGUCCUUCGCGCAGUCGCCGCAACCCGUACAGAAGUUCUGGGGGAAGUCGGUAGAGCUGAACACCGAAGGACGGGCGUACGUCGUGCUGCAUGCGCCUCACGAGCAAUACUCAUGGAGCCAGGCGACGUGCUUCUUGCGCAAUGUCAUUGCGGGUGAAAAGUACGUGGAGCCGGUGCAGAGCAUGACGAUCGUCAACGAGACGAAUCGCAUGCGCGCCGUGGCCACUUUUAAAGCGGGCGGCAUGUUCUCCGGCCGCAGCGAGGAGGUCACCAUUCAGCUCUUCGACGCUGCCGUAGGCGAUACGCCACUACAAGUCGGGUUAUCAGGCAAGUGGACGGAAGGGCUAAAGCGUACGGACACAGGCGACACGAUCUGGAAAGUCGGAUCUCUGGUACCCGACGCGUCGAAAGCGUACGGCUUCACGGCGUUCGCGGCGACGCUGAAUGAGAUUACGGAGGCGGAGAAGGGACACCUGCCGCCCACCGACUCCCGUCUGCGCCCGGAUCAGCAGGCUUUGGAGCGUGGCGAGGUCGACGCUGCGGAGGCGCUGAAGGCGCGGUUGGAGGAGCGGCAGCGGGCGAGGAGGAAGGUGCUGGAGGCGCAUGGGCGGCCUUAUGAGCCGCUGUUCUUCGAGAAGGUGGCGGAGGGGAGUGGGAGUGGGGAGGAGCGGUGGCGGUUGAAGGAGCACCAUGGGUAUUGGGAGCGCAGGCUGAAAAAGGAUUGGAGUGGAGUGCAGGAGGUCUUUGAAGUUUGA